Molecule: messenger RNA, 517 nt
Organism: Phalaenopsis equestris
Lineage: Eukaryota; Viridiplantae; Streptophyta; Magnoliopsida; Asparagales; Orchidaceae
Product: extensin-like
Exons: 1
Coding region: 18-482 (154 amino acids)
Source: RefSeq, a predicted model, not a curated record
CUCACACAAAACCAGCCAUGGCUUUCAAACACAUCUCUUUUAUCUUCUUGAUCUCACUCUUCUUCGCCGGCAAUGGAACCCUCACCCUCGCCGCCCGCCGCUUGCUCGACACUCCAGCGGUGAAGCUUCCUCCUCUACCGAAACUCGCGUUUCCUCCUCUCCCGUGCGCAUGGCCGCCGCUGCCCAAUAUUCCGAGCUUGCCGAAGCCGGAGCUUCCGCCGAUGAUCCCCGGCUUAUCGAUUCCUCCGAAUCCUUUUCCAUUUCCUCUGCCAAAGUGGUGGCCACUGCCGAACCCGGAGGCGGCGUCUCCGAAAGCUAGUCCACCAGCGAUCGUCAUAAUGCCGACUCUUCCUAAUCCUUUCAUAUUGUCGCCGCCGGCGACUAAAUCAUCGUCAGCCCCUGUGACUUCGCCACUCUUGCCGGAGCCAAGCCCUUCAGCCGUUCCAGCUUUUCCUCCGGCCAUAAUAGAUGAGCUAGAAUAGGAAUUUGAUCUCUCUUUCUCUCUCUCUCGCUAUAU